Molecule: messenger RNA, 523 nt
Organism: Cloeon dipterum
Lineage: Eukaryota; Metazoa; Arthropoda; Insecta; Ephemeroptera; Baetidae
Exons: 2
Coding region: 75-392 (105 amino acids)
Source: RefSeq, a predicted model, not a curated record
ACUUUCGCUAGGUAUAAAUGCUGCGUGUUGACCGGUGUUUGGUGUUGUAUUGCUUUGGCUUGUGAUCCCAUACAAUGGCUCGUCUCGCGCUCUUUGCCCUCGUCGUGUGCGUCGUCGUCCUGCAGGCUAACGCCGGUGGAUGGCCAAGCACUUACUCUUACGGCUGGCCUUCGUACAGCUCUGGAUGGAGUCCGUCCUACUACUCCAGCGGAUGGUCCCCUAAGGUCUACUCGAGCGGAUGGUCUCCCAAGGUUUAUUCCAGCGGCUGGGCUCCUAAGGUCUACUCCAGCGGAUGGGCCCCCAAAACCUACGUCGUCAAGACCACCUACUACCCCUCUCCCCUGGAGAAGAUCAUCGGGCUCAAGAAGUCUCUGCUCCACGGUGGGUGGUAAAUUAUUGUAAUCAAAAGUGUGAUAUUUGAUACCUGUAUAGCAAAUUGUAUUAUUUUCUUUUGUUAAAUAUGUUUUGUAACCGGCGCAAUUCGAAAUAUUUUUGAAUAAAACCAAUUUUAUACAAACGAAAA